ACAAAACAAAAAUAUUUAAAAUUCCAACUUUUUCGAUGUAUAAUGCAAAAUCAAGUUAUUAAUAUUAACGAUCUAAGUUGCCGUGUUUGUCUGGAGACAAACGAGGACGCCUUGCGUCUGCACGACGAGAUCCAGUACAAUGAGCUGAACUUUGAGUUGUGGCAACUGCUGGAAACCGUCUCCAAAGUGAAGUGCACCUGGAACGAAGCAGAUAUGCCGACCCGCUUGUGCCAGAAGUGUACACGCCGCCUGAUAGCUGCCUAUGAGUUUAUCCUCGAUGUGGAGAAUGCGCAGCACACGCUGCAGAACUUGUAUCUGCAGCAAACGCCAGCGACUACGACUACGAGUAUGAUGAAGGAUCCGGAGCAGAUGCAUGUGGAGGUUCUGGGAGUGUGCAGCCAGGACGAGUAUCAGCCCGUCCUCUGUGACACUGAGGAGGUGGCUGUGACGAUGGAUGCAGAGGAUGCCGUUGAAGCUGUGGUGGAUGUGCAAUUUUCACAAGCCGAAACGAUUGUCGAGCCAGUCUAUACAUCAGAGCAUCUACAAGAACUGGAGACGGGUAUACCAUUUGAGGCAGAAGGCGUGGAGGUUGCACAAAGCGUGAAAGCGGAGAAACAGGAACCUCCGGGUGGGACUAAGCCGCGUCCCUCACAGCUGGGCAGUCGGCUAACCCACUCACAGAAUUUCAUCUUCAAGUGUGCCAUUUGCCCGCGUGUCUUUGCCAAAAAUGAUUCGCUCGUCCGGCACACUGCCGUUGCCCACAGUCAGACAGCCGACGUGGCCGCCCAGGAGCUGGCAAACGAGAGCAGUGGAAGCGGCGUGCUCACCUGCAAGCACUGUCCACGCAUUUUGAAGCGUCAGGACACGCUGCGUCGUCACAUGCAGGCAUUCCAUCCAGAGGAAGCGGCCAAAGAUGAGGCUGAAUCAACUGCCACUUCACAGCGGAAGCGCACCGCCAAGCGUCGUGAGUGCCCGCACUGUGGCAUUAGUUUUCCCACCUCCAGCCUGACCAUCCACAUACGCCGGCACACGGGCGAGUAUCCGUACAAGUGCGGCCAGUGCGAGAAGGCCUUUCCGCGCAGCCAGGAUCUCAGCUUGCACAUGCGACACCACACGGGCGAGAGGCCCAGCGAGUGCAAAAUCUGCUCCAAGAAAUUCAUAUCCCAGAACAAGCUGUCCCGACACAUGCGCCUGCACACGGGCCAGCGUCCGUAUGCCUGCGACAAGUGUGACAAAAGUUUCGUGCAAUCCAACGACCUAAAGAUCCACAUGCGCCGCCAUACAGGCGAGCGGCCGUACAAGUGUGAUGUGUGCGGGGACAGCUUUGUCUCUGGAUCCCUGCUGAACGUGCAUCGCAAUCAGAAAGGUCACCUGGCCACUUGUGGAAACCUGAGCACUGGCGAAACCACCACUGAAGAUCCGUACAUGAAUGCACGUGUCAGCAAGCGUCGAGCGGAGGAUAUUGAGCGAAUGCGACUGAAGCGAGGUGCGGAGGAUGUACGCAACCAGCCGCAGAUGUCUCCGCCGCCGAUACAGUACUCGCCUCCAGAGAAGCCGCUCCUCAUCUACAAGUGUGGCGUCUGUGACUGGACCUUCAAGAGCGGCGCCUGCCUAACCAUUCAUCGCAAUAAUAUGUCCCACUACGAGAUAGGCAAAGUGGACUACGGCGAUCCAUUUUCAAAGGUAGUCAAGCGGCAUAGCUAAGAGAACAGUUUGGGGAUUUACUUUACGAUCUUUUAUUUAUUUAUUUAUUUAUUUACCCACAAACCCACCAGCAGGAGAUGGUGCCAGAAUCUAUUUUUAAGCAGUGAUUAAUAUCUUUUUAUUAGGUUGAGUAAAAACUGAUGACAACUAAAAUCAUUUAAAACUGAAGAGGAAAAUAGAGAAAAUUUACAUUUAACAAUUAA
Molecule: messenger RNA, 1907 nt
Organism: Drosophila subobscura
Lineage: Eukaryota; Metazoa; Arthropoda; Insecta; Diptera; Drosophilidae
Product: zinc finger protein 2 homolog
Exons: 2
Coding region: 43-1704 (553 amino acids)
Biological process (GO): regulation of transcription by RNA polymerase II
Cellular component (GO): chromosome; nucleus
Molecular function (GO): zinc ion binding; chromatin insulator sequence binding
Source: RefSeq, a predicted model, not a curated record